AUGAACUGCACCCAGCACCGCCCCGAGAGAAAUCUCCUCAAGCAGAGCCACGGCUGGCUGGGCCACCAGCGCUCCGCCAGGGUUGGAGACAGGAGCUCCAACAUGGCUGCUGCUGUGCCUGCGACUGUGACUGCUUCCAGGAAGGAGUCUCCCGGCAGGUGGGCCCUGGCAGAGGACCCAGCAGCCACGGGGCCUGCACUCCAGUGCCGCGUGUGUGGGGACAGCAGCAGUGGGAAGCACUAUGGCAUCUAUGCCUGCAAUGGCUGCAGCGGCUUCUUUAAGCGCAGUGUGCGGCGUGGGCUCAUCUACAGAUGCCAGGUGGGCAUGGGGAUGUGUCCCGUGGACAAAGCACAUCGCAACCAGUGCCAGGCCUGCCGGCUGAAGAAGUGCUUACAGGCUGGCAUGAACCAGGAUGCCGUGCAGAACGAGCGCCAGCCCCGGAGCACAGCCCAGGUCCGGCUGGACAGCUCUGAGUCUAACAGCGAGCCCCGGCACAAGCUCCAGGUGGCCAACCCAACCCUGACAGGGCCCGGGGCCCGGGGCCCCACUCCUGUGGCCCGAGCCCUGGGCCACCAGUUUCUGGACAGCCUCAUAACAGCUGAGACCUGCGCAAAGCUGGAGCCAGAAGAUGCCGAGGAGAACAUUGAUGUCACCAGCAAUGACCCCGAGUUCCCCAUGUCACCCUGUGGCCUGGACAGUGUCCAAGAGACAUCAGCUCGCCUGCUCUUCAUGGCUGUCAAGUGGGCCAAGAACCUGCCAGUGCUGUCCAACCUGCCCUUCCGUGACCAGGUGAUCCUACUGGAAGAGGCCUGGGGCGAGCUCUUCCUCCUUGGGGCCAUCCAGUGGUCCCUGCCCCUGGACAGCUGUCCCCUGCUGGCUCCGGUCGAGGCCUCAGCGGCCGGCAGCUCUCAGGGCCGCCUGGCGCUGGCCAGCACGGAGCGGCGCUUCCUACAGGAGACCGUGGCCCGCUUCCGGGCGCUGGCCGUGGACCCCACAGAGUUCGCCUGCAUGAAGGCCCUGGUCCUCUUCAAGCCAGAGACUCCGGGUCUGAAGGAUCCCGAGCAUGUGGAGGCCCUGCAGGACCAGUCCCAGAUGAUGCUGAACCAGCACAGCAAGGCGCACCACCCCAGCCAGCCCGUGAGGUUUGGAAAGCUGCUCCUGCUCCUCCCGGCUCUGAGGUGCCUCACUUCUGAGCGCAUUGAGCACGUCUUUUUUUGCAAGACCAUAGGGAACACCCCCAUGGAGAAGCUGCUUUGCGACAUGUUCAAAAACUAG
Molecule: messenger RNA, 1275 nt
Organism: Octodon degus (degu)
Lineage: Eukaryota; Metazoa; Chordata; Mammalia; Rodentia; Octodontidae
Gene: Nr2e3
Product: nuclear receptor subfamily 2 group E member 3
Exons: 9
Coding region: 1-1275 (424 amino acids)
Biological process (GO): negative regulation of transcription by RNA polymerase II; positive regulation of transcription by RNA polymerase II; anatomical structure development
Molecular function (GO): RNA polymerase II cis-regulatory region sequence-specific DNA binding; nuclear receptor activity; zinc ion binding
Source: RefSeq, a predicted model, not a curated record